Molecule: messenger RNA, 4731 nt
Organism: Melanotaenia boesemani (Boeseman's rainbowfish)
Lineage: Eukaryota; Metazoa; Chordata; Actinopteri; Atheriniformes; Melanotaeniidae
Gene: ralgapb
Product: Ral GTPase activating protein non-catalytic subunit beta
Biological process (GO): regulation of small GTPase mediated signal transduction; activation of GTPase activity
Molecular function (GO): GTPase activator activity
Source: RefSeq, a predicted model, not a curated record
GACUUUCAGAGCGACAGAUUUUUCCAGUUUGUGUUUGCAGCUCAGGCCUGAGAGGACACAGAGCUCAGUGAAUCACCUGUGCAGGUGAGCUGUGACAGACUGGCCAUGGACCAAUCACUGACUGCUGGUCAGGUGAGCGUGCUCAGUUGCUUUCCGCCUUCUGUGGGUAGAGAUGUUGCUGUUGCUGUGGUAAAGCCCCUGGGAGCAGGCCUGGGAAACCCCAACACCUGGAGCCUGCUGCGCACAGACAGACAGGUCAAAUGGACAAUGGAGGUCCUGUGUUAUGGUCUCACUCUCCCAUUGGACAGAGACACUGUUAAACUCUGUGUGGAGGUCUACACUGAUUGGCUGAUGGCUCUGGUCUCCCAGAGAAGUUCCACCCCACCGCCAAUCAGCAGAGACCCCAAUCUUUACGCUCAGAGGAUCCUCCGAGACCUCUACAUCUUGUUCCUGCCCAGGUCAGACCAGGUGAGUCCGGUCCACCUAUCUCUCUGUCAGCAGGUGUUAUCUGCUGUUCGGUCUCUGGCCAGAGACAGUUUGUUGAUGACCAGAGACACCUGGGAAACACUUCUGCACUUCCUGCUGCGCAUCAACCACGCCAUCCUGGCUCCACCCACUGCUGCAGGUGGCAUAUCGGACCUGUCGAUGGCAGUCCUCCUGGAGGUGUGGCUGCUGUCAUGCUCCAGAUGUUUCCCGUCUCGCUCGCUGUGGCAGACAUGCAGACAGAUGUUGAGCAGCUGGAGACAUCAGCCAGCAGUCGUCCAUCAGUGGAGUCGAGUCGUUGCAGCAUUGACCUCCAGGCUUCUUCCCCUGACUUUUGGGCCGAGCUUUCCUCCUCUUCAUGUCCUGGAUGAAGAUGCAGUUCUGGUUCCAGCAGACAUGGAGGAUGAGCGCAUCCCUCACACCUGGCUCAGGUAACUGCUCCACCUCUCAGGUACAUGUAACCCAGUGGAGCUCUGUCACUCUGCGGUUGGUCCAUCUUCCCCUCCCUCAGCGGAGGAGGUGUUCAGAGAUGAUCAGCUGCCAGACGUCUUCUUCAGAGCCAUGAUGGCCGUCAGUCGGCUGGUCGACGCCUUCCUCGGUGUGACUACGGCAAUCAAAAAACCAACAGAGCAGCUGCUGACAAACUCAGGUAUUUCUACAAGCAGAAGUCCCGUCAAAGAUCGCCUCCCUGCGCACGGAUUCUCCCGACCUCGCUCUGGCAGUGCUCCGCCCACCCCAGUGAACGUUUUGAGCGUGCCUGAUAUCCCUCUCUUAAAAACCUCUCCCCCUCUGCAUAAAGGACGACUGAAAGCGGCAAACGUUUCUACAGCAACUAAAAAGCCCUCCAUGUGGAAGACUCCCUCCCAACUUCCGCCCUCUUCUCCUUAUUUGGGCACCUCCCGCCGACCUUCUCCCUCCCCUCUCAGGUGUAACGUGGACUCCCUCUUACACCUGUUUGGCAGCUGGUUGUUUGAUGCUGCUUUGAUCACCAAAGACUGUGAUCAGUCCUGGAAACAGAAUGAUGUCACUAUGAUGUCAGAGAGAUGGGCAGCAGGUCGAGCUGAGGCCUGCGGGACCCUUUGCAGGAUUUUCACCUGCAAGAAGACUGCAGAGAACAUUCUGUCUGUCUACCUGUCCAGGUUCUACCUGGUUCUCCUGCACAGUCUCCAGGUAUCAAAGGAUGCAUGUCCACAUGUGCUGGCGUCCGUCCUGCUAAACUCCACCUGUCUGUUCUGCUGUGAUCUGAAAGGAGUCAACCUCCUGCUCCCCCCUUUCAUCUCUGCUGUAGAACAUGUGUUGUUGGACAGAGAACUAAUGAGGUUUAAAGGUUUUGUGAGUUCAGUGGAUUUAAGACAGGCCUCCAUCUUCAUCCUGAUGUCCCUGCUACCCCUUCACCUCCACUUUGGAUCUGUCCGGUCACAGGUUUCGUUGGAUGGGAAGUUAAACUCUGGUGAUGCCACAGCAGGCAACUUCCUGUCUCUGAAGCCCCGCCUUGUCAAUCUUCUGAUUGGAGCUUUGCAGACUGAAACUGACACCUGUAACACACAGCUCCUUCUGGCGGCCAUGUUGAAUCUGGUCCUGGAGACUGCAGGACUAUGUCAGCAAGUGAGCCACUGACUACUGACUUAUUUCAAAUCAACAUUUAAAAUUGUCCUUUUUCUUUAUCACAGUCCCCUCAAUCACCACUUUUGUUGGAGAGUUAAGCCUCAUUUCCGUCAGUGGGUCCUGGUUGAAACAGGAAGGGUCGAAAGGCCUCACACCGCUGUCACAUCUUGCUGUUACGUAGCUGAUGCAUCCACCGUUAUCCAGCUUAUAUGCUACCAGGAAGUUGAUGUCCAGCAUGGUGGGCCUAGUUGGAGCCAAAGAACCAGUGGACCUAGUGGACCCAGACGGACUAGAUCACAAAAUGCUCAACCAGAUGAAACAGCAAUCUUGUGGGUUCACAUUGUACGUUUGCUGACUCAGCGCCUCACAUCUCAGUGGAGGAAUGACUCAGCAAUUUGUCUGUCUGCGCUGGAAGUACUGGGAGGACUGGCUAAGGUGGAGGUCCAGGUGGAGGAGUCAGAGAGGAGGCAUGUGGUCAGUUCUGUCUGUAUGUACAUCGUGUUUCAGUGCAGUCGUCCUCCUCCUCUACACUCCAGAGAUCUACACUCCAUCAUCGUUGCUGCUUUCUAUUGCCUGAAGACCUGGUUGACUCGACACCCAGCCCUGCUCAACAACCAGGAGUGUUUAUCAGAGGUCUUGGAAAUCGUGGAAUUGGGAAUCUCGGGCAGUAAGUCCAGACGGGAAAAGGAAGUCAGAUGUAAAGAUGGGAAGGAGCUGAACCCAGCUUCACUGAGGGUGAAAGAGGCAGCUGAAGCCACUCUUAGCUGUGUUAUGCAGGUUUUAGGAGCAUGCAAGUGCAUCGAUGCAGCACCAGAUGAAGACGCUCUGAUUGGCCUUUGUGGUCUGAAGAAGUUUAGGUAUUUUGUGGUGGAUAGUUCAGUGAUCCUGGCCAUGAUGGAGGGAGGACCAGGACCUGAGCAGGGAGAACAGCCAGCUGUCACCAUGGUGAUCAGGGGACCAUCAGGACGUCACACCUGGUCUCUACAACUCUGCCUGCAGCCCAGAGAGGAGCCAGCCCCUGCACAGAAAACUCUGAUCCCAGAACAGCGAAGUGCAGCCCAGGAGGAUGCUGGGAAAAAGUGUGGCGUCAAACCACAGCUGGGUCCUGAAAACACAGCCAGAGUUCCUUCAGUCAGAGCGGAUCUGAGUAUUCCCGAUCUGUGUGCCACUGUACCCAUGGAGUUGCAGCAUCAGUUGGAGCAACUGCAUGCAACCUUAAAGAGUCAAUAUCACAUUGAGGCUCAAACACAGGUGAACGUUCAUUCAGUUGUCAUGACGACCUGCAGACCGCCACCUCCUGUCACCCACUUUCAGGCUUCGAGACUCUUUCUGAGUCACAUGGGUCUGCUGACACCUGAAAGUGUAAAGGAUCCAGGUCUCGGUCAUGUUCCGGCUCAACUCGUGCUUCUGGACUCAUCUCUUCCGGGUUUCUAUGAGAAUCUUAGAGGUUUAGAUCAGCUACCAUCCAGAACCUGUGAUUCUGCCUUCAUCUUCUACAUGAGAGGAGGACAGAAAACUGCUGCUGAGAUCCUGAGGAACGUGGAACACUCUUGCAGUGUCCAGUCUCAUUUCUUGGACUUCCUGUCGUCUCUUGGCUGUCCAGUGGAUGUGCACCAACAUCAGGUGGGCGGAGUCAACACCAGCAUCUCAGAAUUCCAUGCUGUUCUUGGUGACAGUGGAGGUGGCGUGUUUGAUGGACGGAGGUUCAUCCUGAUGUCCACUGACGCUUUGACAGAGAUCACUUUUGUCGUUCCAUCAUCCCAAUCCUACACAGCUGAUUGGCUGAAGAGUUCAAAGGAGGCGGAGCCACACUCUGAGUCACCAACCAAUCUACAGAGUCAUUCUGAACUGAGCCCAGACUUUGCCCCCAAAUCCACUAGUGGUCCUGGGGAGGAAACCAGGUCUUCUUACUUUGUGCCAUCAGUUUUCAGCUCGGAGUCUAAACUUUUCAUCGUGUGGAUUGAACGCUAUGAGGAUGUUGAAAGCUUCCCUCUGUCUGAGCUGCUGUCAAAGACAAGGACUCAACCAAAAAUCAGUGCCUCAAAUGUCCAGCUGAUAUUCAUCCACCCUAUGAAAACUGGACUUUUCAAGAUCUGUUUCCAUGGAAACACCAACAGCAAGCUUGGAUUGGUUAUUCCAUUGGUCAAUGGCAGUGUUGUCAGCAGGAGGUCUCUGGGUUUCUUGGUCAGAGAGAUGGUGGUUAACUGUUGCCAUCGGCAACGGUUGGAGAGUGACUCUGCCCCUCCACCUCACAUUAGAAGGAAACACAUGAUCAGUGACAUCAUCCUACGAUACUGCAGCCACCACUCUGAACCCGCCUUCUACUCUGCUCUGUUCCAUGACCUUUGACCUGUUACCUUGGUGACCUGAUAUUUAUACCGCCAACAACAUUACAGUGUAUAAUGAUCCAAUCAGAAUCAACCUGACUGAUGAUGUCACCUGCAGCUUCAAUAAAUAGUAUGUAUGCAAAAGUAAGUGUGAUGUAUGAUCAUGCUGGCUGAUGACAUUAUGCUAUCAGAUGACAUCAGCAAUAACCCUAGCUGUAAUUCACUUGGCAAUGAAACAGCCCCAGGUUCAAUCCUGAGGUGUAUCGAGGUCAUUUUCUCAUCUACUUGCUAAAGUACACUAGAGCCCACAGAACGU